AUGUCCCUUGAAAAGUUGCAAAAGGAAGUUGACGAGCUGAAGGAGCUUGUUGGCAAGCAAAGUAAGCUUAUCAGCCGUACUGGCGAGCAAGUUCUCCGAUUCCAGUUGAAGCAAACAGACAAACAACUUAGCGAGAUUGAAGUGCCUAAGAUCGGAGCGGAUGGUUCUGUUACGAAACAAGACUCAAUUGACACGUCAGAGUUCGCAACUAAUGACGACAUUGUCCAGCUUGUUGGAGAACUCCAGGGCCAGCUGAAUAUACUUGAACAGAGAUCACUAAGAAGAACAAUCAACUCUGGUCUGACCAAAGAUACUGAUUUGGUGGCUCCUGUUCUGAAUUCUGAUGGUCUCGAGGCCCCAGAGGCUCUAUACCCAACUACGCUUAAAGACUUCAAGGAGUUGACAGGCGAUGCUGUUCUUUCUUUAUGUCAUUUCUACGAACUCUUGCCGCCAACCAUGGAGGAAGAAGCAAUGUUGCGUGCAUUUAUGGAAGGUAAAAUCAAGUCGCCUAACAUUGAUCCUUCUGAGUUCAAGCCUUCUGCAGAUGACUACAGCAAGCCAGUUCUCGAUGGAUUGUACGACGAGCUUGCAAGAUUCUUGGGCAUCAGGGUCAGAAGAACCGAAAAUGCCUGGUAA
Ogataea philodendri is the source of this 636-nucleotide messenger RNA. RefSeq lists its product as uncharacterized. The record is from RefSeq and is a predicted model, not a curated record. The coding region runs from base 1 to 636 and encodes 211 amino acids. The transcript has a single exon. NCBI's taxonomy places the organism in Eukaryota, Fungi, Ascomycota, Pichiomycetes, Pichiales, Pichiaceae.